Molecule: messenger RNA, 1770 nt
Organism: Spinacia oleracea (spinach)
Lineage: Eukaryota; Viridiplantae; Streptophyta; Magnoliopsida; Caryophyllales; Amaranthaceae
Exons: 2
Coding region: 1-1770 (589 amino acids)
Source: RefSeq, a predicted model, not a curated record
AUGGAUCGUAGUUGGAUGUAUGGUAGACGUGACACAAAGGAUUUCAUGCAUGGGGUUUCGGAGUUCUGUAUGAGUGCUUUACAACAUCAAGCUAGUACGGGGGUCAAAGAGUUUUAUUGUCCUUGUGCCGAUUGUGAGAAUGUGAACACGGUCAAUAAUGUUUUGGUGAUUAGAGAUCAUGUAUUUAUGCGUGGGUUUAGACCAAAUUACCAUGUACGGGUUUAUCAUGGUGAGAGUGGAGUGUACGUAGGUAAUUCUAGUAAGAAUGUUGUGCAUGAACAAGAAGAAACUAUCUAUACGGAAGGGCAAGCCGAUUGUUUUGAGGAUGACGAUGACGUUGAAAAUAAUAUUGAUGAUGAUAAUGUUCAUGUCGAGGACAUGUUGCACGAGGUCGAGGAUGAAGUUCGCGAUCGUGUUUUUGAGUGCUUGUCUAAGGCGGCCGAAACGCCAUUGUAUCCUGGUCGUACAAAGUAUAGCAAGCUUUCCGCUGUUUGCACACUCUACAAUAUCAAGACAAGCGGAGGCUUGACUGACAUUAGUUUCACUGAGUUGUUGGUGGCGCUAAGUGAUAUGUUACCGGCUUGCAAUGAACUUCCCAGGUCGAACUAUUAUGCCAAGAAGCUCAUGUGUCCCUUUGGUUUAGAGUACAAGAAGAUACAUGCUUGUCCAAAUGAUUGUCUUCUAUAUCCUAAGCAGUAUGAGAAUUUGGAUAAGUGUCCACGGUGCGGAGUGUCGCGUUACAAACGCAAAGGGGUAAGCGAGGGUAAGAAUGUGUACCCAGCUAAGGUGUUGUGGUAUCUUCCCAUAAUACCGAGAUUCAAGCGCUUGUUUUCGAUAAAAAAAGAUGCAAGGAAUUUGAGGUGGCAUGCAAAUCCUGAUCGAAGGAAGAGAGAUGGUUUGCUUAGGCAUCCUGCUGAUUCUCCCCAGUGGAAGACUAUUGACAAGCUUCAUGACACUUUUGGUAAGGAACCUCGGAAUUUGAGGCUUGGGUUAUGUACGGAUGGGAUGAAUCCAUUUUGCACUCUUUGCUCCCAACAUAGUACAUGGCCAAUACUUUUAGUCAUAUAUAACUUACCUCCUUGGUUGUGUAUGAAACGCAAGUACAUCAUGUUGUCGCUUCUUAUAUCGGGGCCUAAACAACCGGGAAACGACAUAGAUGUAUACCUUGAACCUCUCGUUGAUGAUUUGAGAAAGAUGUGGGAUGAAGGGGUUUCCGUAUUUGAUGCACAUGCAAAUGAGACGUUUAGAUUGCGUGCAAUGCUUUUCUGCACCAUCAAUGACUUCCCUGCUUAUGGUAACUUAUCCGGCUACAAGAACAAAGGAAUGAAAGCAUGCCCGACUUGUGAAGAGGAUACACAAUCCAAAUAUAUUUCUGAAUGUCACAAAUAUGUGUUCUUGCGAAUGCGAAGGCUUCUUAGACGUGAUCAUCCCUAUCGUAAGAUGAAGACAACAUUCGAUGGAAAUGUUGAGAUGGAUGUCGCCCUUAGAGCGUUGAAUGGUAAGGAAGUUUAUGAGCGGGUCAAGGGUGUUGAAACGGUCUUCGGCAAGUCAGUGAAAGACAAGGGUACAACUGGAUUAUGGAAAAAAGAGUCUGUGUUCUGGAAACUUCCAUAUUGGAAAGAUCUACCGGUUAGGCAUUGUCUUGACGUCAUGCAUAUCGAGAAAAAUGUUUGUGAAGCAAUUCUUGGGACACUUAUGAAUAUUCCGGGCAAGACAAAGGAUACCAAGGGAGUGCGAGAAUACUUUAAAAUUAAUUGCGAAGAUGGGUAG